This is a messenger RNA of Neodiprion fabricii, 1111 nucleotides long. Its product is annotated as pancreatic triacylglycerol lipase-like. Lineage: Eukaryota; Metazoa; Arthropoda; Insecta; Hymenoptera; Diprionidae. The coding region runs from base 16 to 1020 and encodes 334 amino acids. The record is from RefSeq and is a predicted model, not a curated record. The transcript is spliced from 7 exons. Gene Ontology annotation, molecular function: lipase activity.
CUUAACGACGGAACGAUGCGAUUUUUGUACCUCGUGUUUUUGGGGCUGCCGUUCGCCAUGGCAGCACGAACAGAUUACGAGCCCUGCAAGGCUUGCAUUUACCAAGCUACAACGGCUAAGUUAUCAGGCAUCAGAGUGCGGUUAUAUACAGGCAAUGAUCUGGAUACGUACACAGAGGUGGUGGUCGGGGAUGCCGUGAACCUGCUAGACAAAAUGGACUUGAACAAACCGAGUGUCGUGUACAUUUUCGGUAUGCUUGGAACUCCAAAUUGGAAAAGCAGCCAAGUCAUCAUCGAGGCAUAUAUCAAACGUCAGGAUCACAACGUUGUGGUGCUCAACUGGGAGGAAAUCGCUGGCAAUGAGUACCUUUAUAUUGCUCGGAGCGUUUCUGGUGUCGGAUACACCCUGGCCAAAGUUCUCGAUGAAUGGGUGGCAGCUGGUUUGAACUCGUCCUCUAUUCACCUUGUGGGCCAUUCGAUGGGAGGCCAAAUCGCUGGAUACGCUGGGCGUUACGUGAAUUUCACUCUGCCUCGAAUCGUAGGCUUGGAUCCUGCGGGACCCAUGUUUUACGCCGUCUUGGCGUGUUUGAACAGAGGCGAUGCUGCAUUCGUCCAAGUGAUCCACACGGAUGACGGACACUUUGGACUGCGCCACGAAGUUGGGCACGUGGAAUUUUAUCCCAACAGUGGUAUCCACCUGCAGCCAGGAUGUUUGACAGGAAACGGUUGCAGCCACCUUAGAGCCUGUUACUACUACGCCGAAUCAUUGCGAAAUGAGGACGCAUUUAUUGGUCGUGCCUGCGAUGACAGUUCGAGUUUCAAGAUAGGUUCAUGCAACUCGAAUGGUUUAUCGGUAAUGGGCUUCGCCACACCGUCCACCACAAGGGGCAAGUAUUACCUUGAGACGGCUGCAGCUUCGCCUUACGGUCUAGGAAUGAAAGGCACGAUAUACGACGAUUCGACGAAUGUGAUAAUUUCAACUUUUGAAAAUCUUCUGAGCACAGCGCUGGCUUCAUGGUAAUCGAGAAAAUGUCCCUCGAACUUAGCAAUCGAAUAAUGUAAUUUGAACAAUUGCAAGGAUAUUAAAUCAAAUAUAAACGAUUUGCCUAAUA